AUGGAGCAAGCAGACCCAAAACAAUUGUUAAAUACAUCGUGGACCCUCCACCGUCUCUCCCCACUCCACCACGGGAAAGACAGCAAGGCCCUGUUGAAUGAUGAGAAAGCAUUGAAGAUAUACGCCACGCGUCUUCGCGAUCAUUUAACAGGCGAUGCUCUUGCGGGACUACAAACAAGCACCGCUACAGCAGAUGAUGACGCGCUCUCCAAAACAGGCGCUCUGAAAAAUUGCCUCUGGCAGCUAAUCGCAACACACGACGAUGAGUCCAGCCUCGCAUUCUCUGGGAUUCUGGUCACGCUUGAAUAUGAGAAUAUCGUCUACAAAGCUGCUCUCCUCGCCGAGCCAGAAUCAGAUCCUAGUCAUCGUGAAGGAUCGACUUCUCUCCCGCUCCUCUUAACCAGAUUCCCCACUGCGUUGCGGCAAACCUUCAUCUCGUUCUUAGCAACUAAUUUCGAUACCUAUUGUUCGAACCUCCGCUUUUCCUCUGCUUUCCUCUGCUCCGGCUUGGAAAUGUAUGUUGAUGUUCUGCACGCCAAGCGUGGAUCCGUCGAGGAUGCUAUCAAAGAGCUACAGCUUACGCUUGCCUUUUCGGCAUCUAUCGCCCCGGCUUUGAAGACUCUCAAUGUCAGUGUAUCGCGUGCUUCAUUGACAGCACUCCUGCGUGAUCAGUCUGCGUCGAAAUCGCGCACCCUGCAGCAGAAAUUGAAGAGUCCUUUCGUUGCCAAUCUUGAGGAGUAUCUGGGGACUCAUCUUGCCAUGAAGCUGGACCUGGAUGGGUCUUCCGAGAAUCAGGUCUCUAAGAAACAUGUCCGAUUGUCGAAGGUUGCGUGUGCUGCUUUUGUCCUUGGUAGUGAGGGACGCUUGAAGCUAGUUGUGGCUGGUGGUCAGGAAUAUGGGGAUGAGGCUGGGCUUUCAUUAGAAGCUAGUGGUGCCAUCAUUCGAUCUAUUAUCCAGAAGGCUGUCAUUGGAGACCAGGCUACGUGA
This is a messenger RNA of Penicillium nucicola, 987 nucleotides long. RefSeq lists its product as uncharacterized. The coding region runs from base 1 to 987 and encodes 328 amino acids. The record is from RefSeq and is a predicted model, not a curated record. The transcript has a single exon. Lineage: Eukaryota; Fungi; Ascomycota; Eurotiomycetes; Eurotiales; Aspergillaceae.